AUGAAAGAUAAACUAGAAUCUGCCCGUUCAAAAAAACUCUUUAAAUUCCUCGACCGAGGUGACGUCCCUUCAAUCGUCCUAGAUACGGCUCCUCCAAUCCAAGACAUCAUUUCCCGUGUAGCAGCAAAAGGAUACCCAAUAGACAUCAUCUCAAAAGAAAAUGCUGCCGUCGCAUACGAGUCUCGAUAUGCUUGUCGUGAUGUCGAACGUGCCGCAGAAGUCCUCGUGUACUUUCUGGACGCUUCUGAUAACAAAAUCUCUUCAGUCACACACCAGUGCUCCACUAUUACUACUACUACUACUACUACUGCCACAUCCCAUAAAGCAUACUGCCGGUUACUCGGCGCAGAUAACCGUAACGCUGUGACGUGUUAUCUCGAUACACUUCUCUUCUCAAUGUUUGCACGUAUUAAUGACUUCGAGCCUAUGCUCAAAAGAGUCUUCCCAGAAAAUGCAAUCUUAGAUAGCUUGACUGUCUUUAUCCGGCUUUAUGUCAAUAUGCUGCGUGAUGGCAAACAUAUUACCCAAGAUAUCACCAAGCUUCUCAUCAAUUCCCUCAUCAAAGCUGGCUGGGAACCCACAGGUGCAACGGCCCAACAGGAUUGCUGCGAGCUUUUCAACUUUAUCACAGAUCUUCUUGCCAUGCCUAUGCUCACCCUCAAGCUCGAAAUUGCACAUGAAGGACUUGACUCUAAAGAAGACGACCAUAAACUCGUCAAUGAGCGAUUACUCCUGGUAACAAUCCCAGGUGACUCAAACGAUGAGCCCAUUUUACUCGAGCAAUGUCUUGAGUCCUACUUUGCCAACUCAGUCCAAGUCUUUCGUCAGCUUGAACGACGACGUACGCUUGAUUCGACCCAAUCUGCGCCUCAGAUCCGUGGACGUAAACGUCAGCUUUCCAUCUGCGUCUCUUCAAGAGAAGUCCCCGAGGAAGAACCUCCAUCUGCAACAACUCCAACUCAAACACUCACUCCAACACAGCAAAACUCACCGCAAAGUCCUCAUGAACUGCUCCCAACAUAUUCGUCACUCUACCAGCACUCGGUCUUACAACCACCACCACCACCACCACCAGAAAAACACUCGCUUUCGACUCUCCCACCAAAUACUUUAUGGACCCCGAAUAAAGAGUUCUCACUACCAGCUUGGAUGUUUCUCCAGCUAGUACCCUUCUACACUAAUCCAGACUGCAACAAAACUCCAGCAAACCCCCUCGGAAUUGCACCUGCAACAGACUCCUUUGCCGGGGCUCGACCCGUCGUGGCCAUCUGUCUCAAGCGGUCCAAUUGGACCACCAGCAAUAAUCAUGCAGUGUUAAACAACCGCAAGGUCAUUGUGCCUCAGGUGAUUCAUUUCCCAAACUUUGUCGCUGAUAACAAUGAAGACGACGUCCAGCAAUCUGAACAUACAAAUACAAAUGGCGCAGAUAAGUUUGUUCUUGUUCUUGAAAGUGCAAUCUUUCACCGAGGAGCAUCUACAAAUGCAGGUCACUUUGUGGCCAUUGCGCGUGAAAAUAACUCUAUUCCAUACGAUCCAGAAGAUCCUAAAAACAAAACUCCCACAGGACCCGGCAGCCGCUGGAUAUUCUUUGACGAUCUUCAGCCCCUUGGGAAAAAAGUUGUUGUCGCAGACUUUGAGACUGUCUUCCGCCGCGAAAACCCCUAUCUCUUGUUCUACCGACUCGUCACAGUCACAGACUACACUAAUGAGCAAGAGGCUGGCGGUGAUAUUGUCAAUGGCUCACUCCCUGUGGACCAGCAACAACUUGAGCAACUGUUGCAGCCUUUACAGGAACCCGAUUCCCAGGUCGAAAAAACACAAUCUAUGGAUACACUCUGUCCUCCUCCCUCUGGGGUCGGAAUUGCUUCAGAACCCUCAUCACCUCGUACCUCUAUGGAACUAGAACGGCCAGAAUCGCGGCAAAUGACUCCGUUCGACUUACUGGACAAUGGAGAUACGUCCGAAAUCACAGUUAAUGCGGUGGAUAGCGAUAGUGAUAGUUCCAUCAGUGGUAUUAUUAAGGCGUCGCAGAUUAUCGAUGGAUCCACUACAACCACAACAACCACUGCUGCUAUACCACCUCCUACAGUCACUGUUCAUGCUCCAGUUGCAGUGCAUGCUCCAGUUGCAGUGCAUGCCCCCGUUGCAUCACACGUCUCGCAUGUCACAGAUGGCAUGGCGCGUGUAGCCAUUUCGGAACCGCCAGCUGAGAUUUCAGAUAAAAAGAAAAAGGGCAUGAAACGCAACAAAUCUUUAUACAAGAGCCUGACCAGUCUACGCAAGUCACGCUCGAGACCUCCUUCACCUUCGGCAUCAGAGGUGACGCCACCAGUCCCGUCAAAGGGGUUCCGCAAGUCUAUGGAGGCUACAUUUGGAGGAUACCACAGCAAGUCAUCAUCACCUCAGCUUAAACCUACUGAAGGCCUUGGUGUUCCUGGGGUCGGAUCCCAGCACCCCGUGACCGCUUCACGUUCGGUAUCACCAAUUUCCCAAUCAUAUAUGAACAAGACUCGAACAGGAUCCGUUUCCACGUCGCCCAAAUCGUGGCCAGGCGGGUUUGACUCGAGUGGAGUUCCAACGCUGCGUGAAAACCAUAACCAUACUAAUCGUCAUCAAGGACACUCGCCCUCAGUUUCUUCAACACUUGCACCGUCAACCCUCUCGCUGGCCUCCACGUCUCCGCCAAACACCCAGGCAGCAGCAGCUGCUGCUGCUUCUGCAAUCACCUCACAUAAGCCACUCCCAGGACUUCCGACACGGGUGGACGAACCCUCUAGUGGGAAAAUGUCGUCGCGACUGCGGGGGAAGAACAAAGGCACAGUAGCAUCUUCACCGUCUACAAUUUUCUCAUCCUUCUCUUCAACACCGUCCACACUCCCCUCAGGGACCGUUUCUGCAGUAUCGUUAGUUCCAGGAACUCCACCGUCCAACCAGGUUCUGUUCAAUGCGGUGGAGGUGCCCAGUACGUCUAGCACAGCAAGCAGUAGUUAUACUAGUCUACCUCCUGGUGGGAACGUGCACUCGCGUAGUGGAUAUUUCCAUGGGUACCAUCAUUCAGGGACAUCUGCGACAGCAGCAGCAGCAACGUCUUCGUCGUCUCACCAUGGUAUGCCUCUGGGAGGUACCGGUAGUAGCAUGGGACUUGUGACUGCAGAAGAAGCACAGCGACACGCGCAAUACCGGAGCGAGAAGUGUACAAUUAUGUAG
Messenger RNA from Magnusiomyces paraingens, 3207 nucleotides. RefSeq lists its product as uncharacterized. NCBI's taxonomy places the organism in Eukaryota, Fungi, Ascomycota, Dipodascomycetes, Dipodascales, Dipodascaceae. The record is from RefSeq and is a predicted model, not a curated record. The transcript is spliced from 2 exons. Gene Ontology annotation, biological process: protein deubiquitination. Gene Ontology annotation, molecular function: cysteine-type deubiquitinase activity. Bases 1 to 3207 code for a protein of 1068 amino acids.